Molecule: messenger RNA, 2560 nt
Organism: Xyrauchen texanus (razorback sucker)
Lineage: Eukaryota; Metazoa; Chordata; Actinopteri; Cypriniformes; Catostomidae
Product: dolichyl-diphosphooligosaccharide--protein glycosyltransferase subunit STT3A
Exons: 18
Coding region: 114-2231 (705 amino acids)
Biological process (GO): post-translational protein modification
Cellular component (GO): membrane
Molecular function (GO): dolichyl-diphosphooligosaccharide-protein glycotransferase activity
Source: RefSeq, a predicted model, not a curated record
UGGGCGGGGUUUGUGCCCAGGGUUGUAUGUGAGAGUGUGGAAGGGCUUGAGUGAGUGAGCCGCCUAUGAAUAAGACUGGUGUCAAGAGUUAGUCCUGCGUCCUGUGUGUUAAGAUGACCAAGUUGGGCUUCCUGCGUCUGUCCUAUGAGAAACAGGACACCCUGCUGAAGCUGCUCAUCCUGUCUAUGGCAGCCAUUCUGUCGUUCUCCACCAGACUGUUCUCUGUCCUGAGGUUCGAAAGCGUCAUCCAUGAGUUUGAUCCGUAUUUCAAUUACCGAACCACUCGCUUCUUGACGGAAGAGGGCUUUUACAAGUUUCAUAACUGGUUUGAUGAUCGUGCUUGGUAUCCACUGGGGAGGAUUAUAGGAGGCACCAUCUAUCCCGGGUUGAUGAUAACUUCUGCUGCUUUAUAUCAUGUGCUGCAUUUCUUCCACAUCACCAUCGACAUCCGCAACGUGUGCGUGUUCCUCGCCCCUCUCUUCUCCUCCUUCACUGCUAUAGUAACUUACCAUUUUACCAAAGAGCUAAAGGAUGCAGGUGCCGGGCUUCUAGCUGCCGCCAUGAUCGCUAUCGUCCCUGGGUACAUCUCGCGUUCUGUGGCGGGCUCAUACGACAAUGAAGGAAUCGCCAUUUUCUGCAUGCUGCUGACGUACUACAUGUGGAUCAAGGCGGUGAAGUCGGGCUCCAUUUAUUGGUCGUCCAUGUGCGCGCUGGCUUAUUUCUACAUGGUGUCCUCCUGGGGUGGUUACGUCUUUCUGAUUAACCUCAUUCCCCUCCAUGUGCUGGUGUUGAUGCUGACUGGCCGCUUUUCUCAUCGCAUAUAUGUGGCAUACUGUACAGUUUACUGUCUGGGUACUAUCCUCUCCAUGCAGAUCUCUUUCGUUGGAUUCCAGCCUGUCCAGUCCUCUGAACACAUGGCUGCUUUUGGAGUGUUUGGCCUGUGUCAGGUUCACGCCUUUGUCGAUUAUCUCCGGAGCAAACUGAACGCACAGCAGUUCGAGGUUUUGUUCAAGAGUGUCAUUUCUCUAGUUGGUCUCAUCCUGCUGUCUCUGGGUGGGGUGCUCAUGCUGACAGGAAAAAUCUCACCUUGGACUGGGCGUUUUUACUCUCUGUUGGAUCCAUCGUAUGCCAAGAACAACAUCCCCAUCAUCGCCUCUGUGUCUGAGCAUCAGCCUACCACCUGGUCCUCCUACUACUUCGAUUUGCAGUUGCUGGUCUUCAUGUUUCCAGUUGGCCUGUAUUACUGCUUUAACAACCUGUCCGACGCCACGAUUUUCAUCAUCAUGUAUGGAGUCACAAGCAUGUACUUCUCUGCUGUGAUGGUCCGCCUCAUGUUGGUUCUGGCUCCCGUCAUGUGUAUCCUGUCUGGGAUUGGCGUUUCUCAGGUUCUCACCACCUACAUGAAGAACUUAGAUGUCAGCCGACCAGACAAGAAAUCCAAGAAGCAACAGGACUCCACCUACCCUAUCAAGAAUGAGGUGGCGAGUGGCAUGAUCCUGGUCAUGGCGUUCUUCCUCAUCACAUACACUUUCCACUCCACCUGGGUGACAAGCGAGGCAUACUCCUCCCCCUCCAUUGUCCUGUCCGCCCGCGGUGGUGACGGCAGCCGCAUCAUCUUCGAUGACUUCAGAGAGGCUUAUUACUGGCUCAGACACAACACACCAGAGGAUGCUAAAGUCAUGUCAUGGUGGGAUUAUGGGUAUCAAAUAACAGCGAUGGCCAAUCGAACGAUUCUGGUUGACAACAACACGUGGAAUAACACUCAUAUCUCCAGAGUUGGUCAGGCCAUGGCCUCCACAGAGGAGAAAGCCUAUGAGAUCAUGCGAGAACUGGAUGUCAGCUACGUCCUGGUGAUCUUUGGAGGACUGACUGGAUAUUCUUCAGAUGAUAUAAAUAAGUUCCUGUGGAUGGUCCGAAUCGGAGGCAGUACAGACACAGGGAAACACAUUAAGGAACACGACUACUACACCCCCACCGGAGAGUUCCGUGUGGACCGCGAGGGAUCUCCUGUCUUGCUCAACUGUCUCAUGUACAAGAUGUGCUACUAUCGCUUUGGCCAGGUCUACACCGAAGCCAAACGUCCCCCUGGUUACGACAGAGUUCGUAAUGCUGAGAUUGGUAACAAGGACUUCGAGUUGGAUGUGUUGGAGGAAGCUUACACUACAGAGCACUGGCUCGUCAGGAUAUACAAGGUCAAAGACCUCGACAACCGUGGCCUUUCAAGAACGUGAAACUCAUAAUCCCAAACCCCCCCCCUCCUUGAGCACACAGCACUGAACGUCUGCGGCCCCCGUCACCAUGAUUUGAAGAGAAGGCGCGAAUACUUUUUAUACUUUUGUUUUUAAUUGCUGAAAGAGAUUUUCUUUUCAAACCUUGGUUGUUUUGUUUUUAUAAUUGAUUUACAAAUAUGAGGAUUUGUCUGUACUGUGGGCACAAGGUGUCAAACUCUAUUACCAGAGAAGGUGACCUAAGGUGAGAAAAUGUUAAAUAGUCGUUUCUGCAAUCAACUGGCUAGAUAAUUGUUUGAUUUGUCUUUAAGUGGGUGAAUAAAGGAGUGACU